CUUUUGCCACGCCCCCUACCUGACUUCCGGAUUGUAAUCUUACCUGAGGAGGUGAAGAGGGCUGCAGUCACCACAAUAAACCGCGGUCAAUCAAAUGUCGCCAUAAAAACAGUAAAGCGAUCAAAAUAGUGUCGGGACUUGUUGUCUUAUACUUUCAGUGACCAGUGAAACUUUUCCCAGCACAAUGGAUGUGAGGAGAGUGGAGAGGACAGUUUUGAGUGUGGAACAGUCAGAGGGAGUUGGUGCUUGUGUCCGCAGGAGCAUCGGUAGAAAGGAGCUGAGAAACCUGGAUCCUUUCCUGAUGUUGGAUGAGUUUAGAGUGAGCAAGCCGGCAGGGUUUCCAGACCAUCCUCACAGAGGUUUUGAGACGGUAACAUAUGUUUUAGAGGGGAUCACAGCCCAUGAAGACUUCUGUGGUCAUUCAGGACUACUGAAACCUGGAGAUCUGCAAUGGAUGACUGCAGGACAGGGGGUGGUCCAUGCUGAGAUGCCCGUGUCAGAGGAGCCGGUGGUGGGCUUACAGCUGUGGGUGAACCUGCCGAGGCGAGACAAGAUGGUGGAACCAGCGUACCAGGAGCUUAAGGGCUCAGAGAUCCCCAAACCCAGCCAGGGAGGAGUUACAGCUGCUGUGAUAUCUGGAGAGGCUUUAGGAGCAAAGUCUAAGGUCUUCACAAGGACACCGACCUUGUUCCUGGACUUCAGACUGCAGACAGGGGCCCAUCAUGUGCAGCCAGUCCCCUCAGGAUGGACUACAUUCAUCUACACACUAUCAGGAUCCAUUCAUGUUGGCCCAGAUGAGGAGCAGCAGAAGGUAGAGCCCCAUCACACUGUGGUGUUUGGAGAUGGAGACUGUGUCAAAGUUGAAAACAAGGACUCUGAAGUUUCCCAUUUUGUGCUGAUCGCUGGAGAGCCAAUCAAAGAGCCUGUGGUACAACACGGUCCAUUUGUAAUGACCACAGAGGAAGAGAUCAGACAGGCUGUCAGGGACUACCAGACUGGCAGAAAUGGCUUUGAAAGGGCAGUAAACUGGAGGUCCAAGAUCAGAGACCCUGUCUGAACACUGCGUGUUGCACUCUUGUCCCUGGUGAAUAUAUUUGCCUUACUUGUUUGCUGCUAUAGAAGCAUAUUUAUAGAGAUAUUUGUUUUAUGAUAGUUAUGCAAAAAUGGCAAAAGUUUGAUGUUUGAAAACAUGUUUUUUAUUUUUCAGGAUAUGUUCUGUAUGUGUUUACAGGACAUUUAGUACUUUCCAUCAUCUAUUUUAACUUGUUACAUGUCCAAGUGCUUCAUGUGGGAGUGGAUGACAUGCCCCAUUGUUAGCAAUGUAGUAGUUUACCCCCUCUUCCUUGUAAAAUAUAGAUUUUUAGAGAAAAUGUGUUUCUAAGUGCUCUCCACUCCCCUUGUUAAAUUUAAGCUUUAUAACAUUUUCCUUCUGGUUUUUGAAAUAACACUCUAGCAGAGUUGUUUUGAAAUUUUGAAACUUUGUUGCUUUCACAUUGUUGUUAUGAAGAUAAUUUAACAUAAUUCAAUUAAGUAUAAGUAUGAAGGUUUUACAAAAGUUUUGAUGUUUUACCACAGAAUUUGCUAAAGAAACAUAAAUCUAAUUUAUCGUUAUGUUAUGACCUCGAUAACCAAAAACCUUUACAGACCACAUUAAAAUAUUGUAAAAAAACA
Molecule: messenger RNA, 1671 nt
Organism: Siniperca chuatsi (mandarin fish)
Lineage: Eukaryota; Metazoa; Chordata; Actinopteri; Centrarchiformes; Sinipercidae
Gene: pir
Product: pirin
Exons: 10
Coding region: 185-1057 (290 amino acids)
Biological process (GO): monocyte differentiation
Cellular component (GO): nucleus
Molecular function (GO): quercetin 2,3-dioxygenase activity
Source: RefSeq, a predicted model, not a curated record